AUGGCAAGUUAUUUAAAGGAUGUGGAACAUGGACUUCCAACGAUUCGAAGGACAGGUUUACUCGAGUCGACGAGCUCUCCACACAGGAUAACCACAGUGGAGACUGAUGUUUUACACCGGUAUUCCUCUCCGAUCGCGACUACUACCACAUACACGACCGAGCCACUUAUUAACCCUCGACCACCUUCUCCAUCACAGAGAAGAGCAGUAUCAGAUCUUACAGAUCAAGUGAAAACUUUCAAAGAAGAGUUGAGGAAAAAAGAUGCUCUUAUCCAGCAGUUAGUCAGCAUGGAAUCUGUUCCUAAAGUGACGGUGCGAUCAGGAGCAGAUGCAUACAGACAUGAUGCCAUUUUCAUGGGGGACAGACACGCAAUAGACACAGCUCGAGGUGAAGCUGCCACUCUUCAAGUCAAAAAUGAAAAAUUACAAGCCCAUAUUACUGACUUGAAAACAGACUUAGAGGCCAAAGAAAUCAAGAUAAAGGAAUUGAAGACACUUUAUGACACAAGCAAGGAAAAUGAACACCACCUCACCACUUUACUCGAAUCCCAUCGCCAACAGAUAAUGGAGCUGGAGGGCAAAGCAGGCAGCUACGAGACUGCUGUUGGGCGCAGUGAGUUCACUGUUUCUGCUCUUCAACAACAGAUACGUGAGGGACAAGAAAAGAUUUUGGAAUUAGAAUCCCGACUGAGAACCCACCUUGAUGACCGUGAGGCAGCUGAAGUGAAAUGUCAGUCAGCAUCGAAACGUUAUGAUGAGUUACUUACACAGAUCACUGGCCUUCUCCAAGUGGAGAGUAUACAAAGUGCACUCGGCCCCGAGGAUAUCCUUAGACGAUUAACAGAUCUUGUUCAGGAAAAUGCUAUACUCAAAGGAAAAAUUAUUACAAUGAGUGAGUGCUUAAACAGCACAGAACUUGAGACAAAAGCAAGCAGGGAAACUAUAAUGAGACUUGUGUCAGAGGUCGGCAAAGAACAGAAGUGUGCCACUAGAUAUACAACAGAAAUAGACAACCUCCGCAUGGAGCGAGAUGAAGCAUUGUCAUCAAAACAUGGCCUUGAAAGGGAGAUAGAACUUUUGAAGGAGCGACUUGAGGCCAGCCAUAAAUCUGUUGAGGCUGCACGAAGGGAGUUAGAACUAAGGGAAUCUAGAAUUACCUCCCUUGAUCGCGAGUACCGAAGCCAUCAUCAUGAUGUACAUGUGAUCACCACACAACUAUCAACCUUUAAAGAAAAACUAGCUGCUAUCCUUAGCACAGCUGACUUAAGACUGGAUAUGUCGGAAGAAACCUUAGUCACACGCAUUAAUACCCUUAUCCAGGAAAACUGCGAAUUCAUCAAUAGAAACGAAUCCCUCCAGGAACGUGUGAAGACCUUGACAGAACAACUGGAAAGCCAGUAUGAACUCCACAAGUCUGCUGCAGCAAGAGCACGAAAGGCAGAGGUAGACCUGGCAGAGUAUGAUUCACGGCUACGCAGCGCUGAAGGGGAGCUCACAGCAGGGGAUGUCCUUCGUGAUAACAUGAGGGGAGACAAGGAAAAAUACCUAAGAUGUCUCCAACAGCUCGGUGAGGUGAUGAAAAUGGAACGCAUUUCAAAUGACUUAGGAUUAGAUAUGACCAUUGAAGCUUUGAUGGCUCGUGCUGACCAACUAGUCAAGAUGGAAAAAGAUGCACUGAUUGACAAGUCUACACAUAUUUACAACCUACAACGCAAAAUCAAAUCGCUGAAAGAACAAUUGGAGAGCAAGGAUCUACAUGUUGACCUGCUUCGGAAAAAGAUGACCGGUCUGGAAGAAAAGAUCAUGGGCAAAACAGAAAUUGAGAAGGAACGAGAUGGAGAGACGUACAGAGUCCGAAAGCUCGAAAAGAUCGUUGAGAAAUACAAAUUACAGAACCAAGAUCUUCGACAUGAGAUCACCAAUCUCAAGGCUAACUUGCUUGGUUCCAGCGAGAUGAAGAUUCGUACUUUGGAACAAAGGAAGGAGAUUGAGGAACUCUCUGCUCAGGUAGAAGAGCUUGAGAAAUUGAGGUCACGUCAGGCACACAAAAUCUCCAAACUGAAGAGUUCGGUUGAUCUUCAGGAAAGUGAGUCACAGGAGAAGAGGGUUAUCGCAGACAACGCUGUGCACGCAUUAUCCAGUGAGCUUAGAACUACCAAGAAUGCACUUAUUGCUAUACAGAAUAGGGAGAAACAGUUGUUGGACUUCCGUGGGGUGGUGUCACGUAUGCUUGGACUGGAUUUAAGCACACUGGCUGUGCCUGACUACGAGAUAAUUUCACGCUUGGAGAAAUUGAUACAGGCUCAUCACAACCAUACAUUUACUACCAUGAGUAUGGAAGAGGCCCUUGCAGAUAUGGAGGAUGGCUUCCUCAGUGGCUUUGAGGAAUACCGCUCCAGAGCUGUGCCCCCACAGUCAACCAUUGGUCGGUCAAGAGAACGGGCUCGUAGGAAGGCUGCACGUGCCCGAGCACGAUCCGUGUCACCCCAGCGACGGGAUCAUAGAGUGUAUUGAAAACCCUCUCUUCUGACUCUCCUGUCCCUAAACAUGCUCAUCAGAAGGUCUUGCAAUGGUUCAAAGUGCUGUGAGGGAUAUACAUAUCAUUAUUAGCCAAAGUGUAUUCAGCUGGAAAUACUUAGCAAAUAAACUUUUUUAAGAAACGAAAAUGGAUAAAUUAGAAUUACAUUGCAAAUGAUGUCUUAAUUUUACAUUAUGUUUAUUGACCAAAAAUUAAAAAGGAAAACAACACAGAAGUAGAAUCUCAUGUGGGUAAAAUGAUGAGUGUAGGGUAAAUAUUUCAAUAUGUGGUAGUGCUGGCAGUUAUGAUGAAACUCCUUGAAAGUAGUGAAAUUUUGAAACAUAUUUUA
Ylistrum balloti is the source of this 2867-nucleotide messenger RNA. RefSeq names its product coiled-coil domain-containing protein 170-like. The record is from RefSeq and is a predicted model, not a curated record. The transcript has 12 exons. NCBI's taxonomy places the organism in Eukaryota, Metazoa, Mollusca, Bivalvia, Pectinida, Pectinidae. Bases 1 to 2514 code for a protein of 837 amino acids.